UGAAGGAGAUAAAAAGAGACGCUGAACGCCCAUCUAGCUUCAGUUUGUUUCUGACUGAACGUCCGCACGCACAGGUGUACCAUUCCUCCUCUCCUCUCGACGCAACUCGGCAACGAAAAGGCACUUCCUAUCUCUCCACCGCAUUAACAACACAACAGAUCUUGAAAUGGUCGGGAUGCUGGCCUUGUCUUUGCUGAUUGCCCAGGCUGCCGCCAUGGGAGGCUUUUCAGGUAACGAUCCCUGCAGUCCUUAUCCUUGUGGCCCCAAUACGGAUUGUAUGGUCAGCCCGCUUGGCGUGGCUGUCUGUCGCUGCAAGUCGGGUUUCUUUCCCAAGCCGGACACGAUCACCGGUUGCGGACCGCAGUGCGACGACGAUGACGAUUGUUCGAAUACGCAAAACUGCGCCAGGGGACGAUGUGUCAACAUUUGCGAAGAGGGCAUUUGCGGAAUCAACGCUGUUUGCGAACCGCGGAACCGCCGUGCCAUCUGUCGUUGUCCGUCCGGCUACUCUGGCGAUCCCUUUACUCGCUGCACUGCAGGUCAUACCGAUCAACGAAUUCUGACCGGUUCCAGCAGCAGUCACAGCAGCUUCAACAGUAAUCCAUUUAGUGGUAACCGACAGACGAUCGUCACUGGAUCCGAUAGCUUCGGUGGUUCCUUUAGCAGCGCCCCUGUCUCGAGUUCUUCCUUCGGCUCAUCUAGUUCCUCAUUUAGCCCAGCUGCUGGAUCUUCUUUCACUAGUAGCAGUUCAACCUUUGGUGAUGAUCCUUGCGCCAAUUUCAACUGCGGAUCAAAUGCCAACUGCCUACUUCGAAGCUUCCGGGCUGUUUGCGCUUGCCGUGCUGGUUAUGAGGGUGACCCUUACACUGGAUGUCGUCGCUCAGAGUGUGUCGAAAACAACGAGUGCCCCACCGACAAGGUCUGCCACAACAACCGCUGUAUCAAUCCAUGCUCGACGUCUUGCGGUGUCGAUUCUGAAUGUACCGUUCGCAAUCACGUCACUGUCUGCCAAUGCCCCAAAGGAUUCACCGGCGAUCCAUUCGUGUCCUGCAACCCAUCUUCCAGUUCCAACCUGGCCAGCCGUCAAACUGGUGGAGAUUACUGUACCCCCACUCCGUGCGGAGCCAACUCCAAGUGUCGCGUCGAGAACAACCGGGCCGUCUGCUCUUGCCAGGAUGGAUUUAUGGGCAAUCCCAUUGAGGGAUGUCGCCGUGAAUGCGAAACCGAUUCCCAAUGCGAUGCCAACCGGGCUUGCCUAGGCUUCCGUUGCACAGAUCCAUGUGGAAGUUGCGGAACUUAUGCCGACUGCAACGUUCGGAACCAUCGCGCAAUCUGUAGUUGCCCGGCCAACUUCUUGGGUGAUCCGUACAGCAGAUGCUAUCCCGAAUGCACGCAACACGAGGAAUGUCGUCCCAGCCAAGCUUGCUUCAAUCUCAAGUGUGUCGACCCGUGCCAAGGAGCUUGCGGCGACCGAGCCGAAUGCCGUGUCGAGAACCACAAGGCCAUUUGCUCUUGCCCCAAGGGCUACACUGGACAUCCAUUCACUGCUUGCCGACCUUUCGACAAGAGCGAUCUCUGCAACCCCAAUCCUUGCGGUACGGAUGCCGAUUGUAAACCAGGCACAGACCGUCAAGGAAACGACAGGCCAGUCUGCUUCUGCCGCGUUGGAUAUUUGGGUGAUCCCUUAGUCGGAUGCCGAAGAGGCCAAUGUAUCGAUCACGCCGACUGCCCCGGCCAACAAGCCUGUUACGGAUAUCAAUGUGUCGACCCAUGCACCAGUACCUCCUCGUCGAGGUCCUCCGUUUGCGGAAUUGGCGCACGUUGCGACGCACGUAACCAUGGAGCCGUUUGUUCUUGCCCCAUCGGCCAGGAUGGCGAUCCUUUGGUUGAAUGCCGUGCUUCCUUCAGGGGUUAAAACAAUCCAUUAUUGCAAUUCUAGUAAAGAAAACAAAUUUUCCUUCUCUUCUCUUCCUGUCACCACAUACCCGGAAUUCAAACGAAAAUUUUUAAAAAAAGUGGGAAACGACAAAAAACGAAAAUAAAGCAAACUCAGCAAACGCCUUGACGAUGUUUCAUCUCUUACGCUGUAAAAAAAAAGGAAUCGCUUUAUUACUUGUGUCCAAUUUUAUACCUUUUGACCAACCAGGGGGUGGGGCAUCGCAUCUCUUUCAGGACAGAACAACGGAAACUAAUUCUGUUUUUUUCAUAUAUUAUUUUGUUUUUGUUUUGAUUUUUCUGUGUUUGUCUGAUAUUUGGCUUUGUACCUAAUUUAACGUGUCUCAACAACUGCUUAUUUCCUGCAAACGGCAUGAUAUUAUCUUUAAUAUUAUACCUGAAUGAUUAACUCUGGCCUUAAAAUACAACGAGAAAAAUCGUUUUCUAAAAAAGA
This is a messenger RNA of Daphnia magna, 2389 nucleotides long. Its product is annotated as neurogenic locus notch homolog protein 1. NCBI's taxonomy places the organism in Eukaryota, Metazoa, Arthropoda, Branchiopoda, Diplostraca, Daphniidae. The coding region runs from base 167 to 1915 and encodes 582 amino acids. The transcript is spliced from 10 exons. The record is from RefSeq and is a predicted model, not a curated record.